This is a messenger RNA of Ambispora leptoticha, 1556 nucleotides long. NCBI's taxonomy places the organism in Eukaryota, Fungi, Glomeromycota, Glomeromycetes, Archaeosporales, Ambisporaceae. The record is from the annotation of a GenBank genome assembly.
GGGUCGUUCGCUUUUGGACUGUCUUGGUUUACUUGCUGGCUUCUAUGCACUUAUAGCUGGAAUAUACGUCUGCUGCUUCGGCGCGGCUUCUAUUCUACCAUGGGGAUGCUGUCAAAUAAUAUUCUUUAGAAAACAAAUCCGCGAUGAUCUUAAGAACGAAUAUCCAAGCGGCGUCCCACUUGUCGACCUGCCGAACCCAGCCGUCAAAUGUAAAGAUCGACUCGAUAACCUCGAGAAAUUCCUGAAACAAUAUGUGAUCGAUGUAGAUUACUUGCAAGAUUACAACAACAAUACGGACGACGAGGGCGACAAUGAAAAGCUAGGUAGUCCAACAGUUGAUGCAGCUGGAGCGGGUGGUCCUUCUGCAGGGUCAGUUUUGCCUUUUCUCUCGGCAAAACGUAAACCAAAAACUAAUGACGAAGGAUCUAAUAAUGCUAAUACUCCGGCAUCUGGAGCGGGUGGUCCUUCUGCAGGGUCAGUUUUGCCUUUUCUCUCGGGAAAACCGAAACCAAAAACUAAUGACGAAGGAUCUAAUAAUGCUAAUAUUCCGGGAUCACCAGCUGAUAAUCCGUAUAUGAGUGUUCCACCUUCUGGUCCCGAACAUGAAGUUGGAGGUCCUGGACACGGAGUGUCUGGCAAUAACAACAAUAACUCGGAUAGAUUUGGUAUACCUGCAGUAAUUGGUGCAGGAUUAAUUGGUGGAGCACUUGCAUCUCAUAACAAGAAAAAUACCACUGGAGGAGAUACUACGGAGUAUGGAUCGGCUAAUGCCACAACUACUACUUCAAACGGUGGAUCAAAUACAAUCGGAGGGGGAAGUAAAUCAACCACUACUUACUCAUCCACCCAGCCUACUACUGGUAGCGGUGCAACUGAAACAAAUAAAUCGUCAAACAAUUCGUAUGGGGUAAUCGCUGGCGCGGCGGCAGCAGGAGUAAUCGGUGGUGCUGCAAUAGCUUCUAAAAAUUCAAAAUCUUCAUCUGGUACAACAGGAGCAGCUACAUCAUCUACAACUGGAGGAUCAGAGACCUACACAACAAUCUCAUCAUCCAGUACUACUUCGCGAGCCAACAAAAUUGCUUUCUUAGCGUCAAUGAGUGGACAAGAACGAGAAAAAUAUUUUGCAAGUUUACCAUUAGCAGAGAGACGAGAACUAGAGACUGAGUACAAAACCUACACCACCAACACCACAGCCAGUGUUACUACGCGAGCCAAUAGAGCUGCUCUCUUAGCAUCAAUGAGCGAACAUGAACGCGCAAAAUUUUUAGCAAGUUUAUCAUUAACACAAAGACGUGAAUUAGAAACCGAGCUCAGAACCUACACUACAACAUUAUCCAGUACUACUUUGCGAGCAAACAAAAUUACUUUCUUAGCGUCAAUGAGUGAGCAAGAACGAGAAAAAUAUUUUGCAAGUUUACCAUUAACAGAGAGACGAGAACUAGAGACUGAGUACAAAACCUACACCACCAACACCACAUCCAGUGUUACUACACGAGCCAAUAGAGCUGCUCUCUUAGCAUCAAUGAGCGAACAUGAACGCGCAAAAUUUUUAGCAA